Messenger RNA from Jatropha curcas, 1285 nucleotides. RefSeq names its product SET domain protein 38 (gene SDG38). NCBI's taxonomy places the organism in Eukaryota, Viridiplantae, Streptophyta, Magnoliopsida, Malpighiales, Euphorbiaceae. Gene Ontology annotation, molecular function: protein binding. Gene Ontology annotation, cellular component: nucleus. The record is from RefSeq and is a predicted model, not a curated record.
UAGAUUAAAGUAACGGUUAAAUAAACCGAUUUAACCGCAAUUUUCAAAAAUUGAACAGUUGGUUAGGUUCUUCAUGAAACUGUCCGCCGCAGUUUGUAUUUGAACUGAAAAAGGUUAAAAAAAGGAUUUGAGUUUGACAUAAAAUUGAAAAGACAAAGAAGAAGAAAGUGCCAAAAGGGAGAACUGCAGCGCAGAAUUAUAACAAUGUCACCCUUGGUCCGUUAUAGCCGUUGGUUUUCGCGCUACAGAAACCUGAAAUUCGAGAACAAGCAACUUAUUACAUUCUCCUCCUCAGCCACCAACCCAGAGAAUGAGAAAUUGCAUCGACCUGGACCGCCUCCGAUCCGUGUUGAUCUUACUGAGUCGGCCGGUCGAGGAGUGUUCGCUACGCGAAGAAUUGGCGCUGGAGAUCUCAUUCACACUGCCAAACCAAUCGUGUCUCACCCUUCUUUGUCGACUAUUAGCAACGUCUGUUAUUUUUGCCUCAACAAGCUCGCUUUAACGGAGUUCAAGGGCCAAAGUGCUGCGUUUUGCAGCCAAGAGUGCAAAGAGAACGCUAAGGUGUUUUAUGAUGUAGAGACAAAAGCAGAUUGGUUAGCUUUUGAUGACUAUUGCCGGACCCAAUGUCUAAAGUAUCCACUAAUGGCAAAACGGUUGGCUUGUAUGGUCAUCUCUGGAGCUACAUCCGCUGAAGUUCUUGACAUACUUCAACCAGCUAGUUUAUCUCAUGAGAGGACUUUAGAGAUGGAAGAGGGCUUUCGUUUGCUGAGAAGUUCCUUUGCUAAGGCAAAUAUUGAAGAUGAAAAGAUGGAAUUCUUAACAAAGCAAUGGUACGCUAAUGUGCUGGCACGAAUUCGAAUCAAUGUGUUCCGUGUUGAAUUGGCUGUAGGAUUGUAUGAAGAUCUCCUGUCAUCAGCUGCUGCCUGUGUAGAGGCCGAAGCUGCUGUUGGAAGUGCUGUUUAUAUGCUUCCUUCCUUUUACAAUCAUGACUGUGAUCCUAAUACACACAUUAUAUGGAUAGAUAACACGAAUGCAAGAUUGAAGGCUCUUCGUGAUAUUGAGGCAGAUGAAGAGCUCCGAAUCUGCUAUAUAGAUGCUAGCAUGGAUCAUGAUGCUCGACAAACCAUCUUGCUUCAGGGUUUUGGUUUUAAGUGCAAUUGCCUUCGUUGUUUGUCUGGAGAUUAAUAUUUUUUUUUUCAUUUGUAUUGAAAUAUUGAUGAGAAACAUUUGCUUGUAUAGAUAAAUUUUGAACAAUGACAGAGUCUGUUGCCUGCUUGUUUUUUUA